AUGAACGAAGUUAACAAACGAUCCAAGGCCCACUCUGUCCCAAUAGUCUCGCGUCUGACCGCCCGUGACAGGGGGAUGGUCUCUGGAGACGGCAGAAAAAGUUUAGCUCCACCGUCCGUCCAGAAAAAUUUCUGGCUCUGGGAACUGCUGGAGUGUGAGAACAGGCGUGUGUGUGAAAGCUUGACGAUACCCCGCGGUCCCGACAACUGUCUUUCUCAACCAACCAUUCCACCACUCAACAUGGCGCCUUCUCACAAGCGCAAGCAGAUCGACGACGACUUCGUUCACACAAUCUCCGACAAUGACGAGGAAAUUGUCGAGGAGGAGACCGUGGCACCGCCGCCCAAAAAGAAGGUGAAGGCCACCAAGAAGUCGAAAAAGGCCGCCAGAGAAGAGUCGCCAGAGAACGAAGUCGCCGAGGGUAUCUGGGGCCAGAAAGACGAAGACGAUGGUGCUAUGGAUUCGGAUUUUGAAUUUGCGCAAGACAAUGCCAUCGAAUUCGGCGACGCAGAACUCGAGGGUUGGGGCUUCGAAGGCGCAAAGAAGUCCAUGAACAGCAAUGCUGCCGCGGGUGUUGACCUGGACGAAAUCAUUCGCAGAAGACGGGCAAAGAAGGGUGGCGAGGACAAGCCGAAGGAGGACAAAGAGGAGGUUGCGGCAGACGCCGAGGUGGAUAACGACAUGGACGUAGAUAUCGACCUCGACGACGACGAAGAUGGAGUUCUGGCCGACGAUGCCUUUGGCAUGGGCGUGGAUCCUGGUGCCGAGGAUUCUGAUGCCGAAAAAGAAGACUCUGGCGCAGAGGAUGCAGAAGACGACGACGAUGCAGCAUCCGACAACGAUUCCGUUGCGACACCGGUGGAUCAUCCCGACGACCGCGGAACAGAUGACGAAGAGGAGGAAGACGCAGAGGAACAAGCGAAGCGUGACGCUUUCUUCGCCCCCGAGGAGCCUGCAAAGCCCGGCAAGAAGGAUACGGCAUCAUCAUUCCAGGCCAUGUCUCUUUCGCGUCCUCUUCUGAGAGGUCUGGCCGCUGUCGGCUUCUCCAAGCCUACGCCCAUUCAAGCCAAGACUGUGCCCAUUGCCUUGAUGGGCAAGGACGUUGUCGGUGGUGCGGUAACUGGUUCAGGAAAGACGGCCGCCUUUGUGGUCCCCAUUCUCGAGCGUCUCCUGUACAGGCCCAAGAAGGUGCCGACGAGCCGUGUCGUCAUCCUCACUCCUACCCGUGAACUGGCUAUCCAGUGUCACGCUGUUGCCACCAAGCUGGCCGCUUACACCGAUAUCAAGUUCACUCUCGCUGUCGGUGGUCUGAGUCUCAAGGCUCAGGAGGUCGAGCUGAGACUGAGGCCAGACGUUAUCAUCGCCACGCCCGGUCGUUUCAUUGACCACAUGAGAAACUCUGCCAGCUUCAAUGUCGAUACCGUGGAGAUUCUCGUGCUCGACGAAGCCGAUCGCAUGCUUGAGGAUGGUUUCGCCGAUGAGUUGAACGAGAUCUUGACGACCCUGCCCAAGUCACGACAGACGAUGCUGUUCUCCGCCACCAUGACAUCUUCCGUCGACAGGCUGGUGCGAGUGGGCAUGAACAAGCCCGCCAGAGUCAUGGUGGACUCACAAAAGAACAAGACCGUCACUACCUUGGUGCAAGAGUUUGUACGCCUGAGGCCCGGUCGCGAUGAGAAGCGCAUGGGCUACCUCGUGCACAUCUGCAAGACAAUGCACACCGAGCGUGUCAUCAUCUUCUUCCGCCAAAAGAAGGACGCUCACCGAGCAAGAAUCAUCUUUGGACUGUUUGGCUUGUCUUGCGCAGAGCUACACGGUAGCAUGAACCAAGCUCAGAGAAUUGCCAGUGUUGAAAACUUCCGCGACGGAAAGGUCAACUACCUUUUGGCGACGGAUCUUGCGUCUCGUGGUCUCGAUAUCAAGGGCGUCGACACCGUCAUCAACUACGAAGCACCCCAAAACAUUGAGAUUUACGUGCACAGAGUCGGUCGUACAGCUCGUGCCGGCCGCACCGGUGUGGCCAUCACGCUGGCGGCAGAGCCGGACCGCAAGGUCGUCAAGGCGGCGGUCAAGGCCGGCAAGGCUAACGGCGCCAAGAUCAUGAGCCGCGUCAUCGAGCCAACGGAGGCGGACAAGUGGCAGGACCAGGUGGACGAGAUGGAGGACGAAAUCGAGGAGAUCAUGGUCGAAGAGAAACAGGAGAAGCAGUUCCAGCAGGCCGAGAUGCAGCUCAAGAAAGGCGAGAAUAUCAUGCAGCACGAGGCCGAGAUCAAGGCGCGGCCGAAGCGGACGUGGUUCGAGACGGAGGAGGACAAGAAGAAGGCCAAGAUUGCGGGGCGGGAGGAGCUUAACGGACCGAAGAACGGCAAGAAGCCGAAGCUGAGCAACAAGGACAAGAAGAAGCUCGACGCCAAGGAGAUGAGGAGCGAGGACAAGGUGUGGAAGAAGGGCCGGGCGGAGCGUGACGGCAAGGGCGCGGUGCUGAACCUGAAGAAGCAGCCCAAGAAGAAGAAUGUGCCGGCCAAGGGGAGGACCAGGGCGAAGCUGGCGCGCCAGAAGCGUAAACAGUCUGUGCUUCUUGCUUUUGGGGGCCAAGCGACGUUGCAAUUAUCCCAUGUCAUCCCCGGCCGAUCAUCAAAGAUGGACCUGCCAUCACUACAAGGCUUAAGCUGUGUUAAGUAUGUGCUAACAGCUUGUGCGGAUGACGUAAUGCCUGUCUCGCUCCGGAGCACGUCCCCCGGGCCCUCAGCUGCCGUCAGCUCGGCGACAGAAGAGGAGCCUUGGAAGGCUAGAGCUGGCUGGCCGCUGGAGCCCUGGAAAUGCAUUUCGCACCAAGUUCCAAAACCAUCCAGAGCCGCCCGAGAUCAUGUGCUUCCAUCACUCUCUGCCGUCCCUUCAUCAGCUGUAGAGCGUGGGGGUCAGAAGACGCUGUCGGCUGCCAGCCUCGUAACAUCGUGCACUCAUCGCCUUACCUCAUUCGCCUCGGCUUCUCCAACGACCUUGGGACGGUUCCACGUACUCCUGCUAUUGUCUUUGGACCUCUUGUCCAAGGCACAAACUACGAACAAGCUGGCUCCUUUCGGGCGAUUUGGUCCGCCGCGUCCGCAUCCUCAUAACCGCACGAGUCUCCUCCGAUAUCUUUUCCCACGAAGCGUACGAGACCGAUACCGCGAGCGCGUUCUCAACUUUCGUCUUGAUACCCUCCCGCAGCUUAAACACCGAUUCCAGUCUAGCAUUUACCGAUACAUCCUCGAACGUCAGCGCAAGCGAAACGAGAAGUCGAGACUCGUCGACGUCUUUGCGCGGCACAGUCGCCGGCUGCUCCUAGGUCCGCCCUCGGUCAGGCCGAAGCGGCAUGCGAGGGAUCGAGGAGGCACUAUAAGCAAGAAGAUGCCCACCUUCUCAGACUACACGACGACCUACGGCGGAGGCGGGGGCGGAGGCGCAGGAGGCGCCAGUAAUGGCUAUGGAUAUGGCUCGGCAGAGGAUCCGCCCACCCCAGGCGAGAGAGGGUUUCGGCGGAAGUGGCUGGCUGCGAAGGCAGGGAGCAUGUACCGGGCCGCUGCGGUAGGAGUCAACGAGAUCAGGGAAGGCUAUGCGCAGACGCGGGCAAGGCCUUUGGAGCCGGGUGAGGGUAUGCCGAGGACCACGAUUCCGGGAUCGUUCCCUGACGUCGCCAUCACUGUUCAGGGAGACGAUCAGAUGGUCAUCUUCCCAUCGUACGCAAAGCGGCAUGUCAAGCAAGAUUGGACAGCGGCAUACCAGCAGCACGCCGAAGAAGAGCCUGGCAGCGCUAGGGACCAAGAGUUUUGGAGGAAAGAGUGGGAGCGUAACGAAGACGAGAAAGCCAUCGUAGAUAUCGACGUCAGGGGAUGGGUGUACUCUCCUCAUAAAGGGCCAAUCACUCGGCGCAACCGCAUUCUCAUCGGCCUCGCACGCCAGCUCAGCGGCAUCCCAGCCCCCAGACAGGAUGCGCCUGCGCCCGAUAACCUCUCUGCGUUACAUCAAUCACACGAGGAACGGCGAGAGCAGGAAAAGAUUGCGAAAGAAGCAGCAGAAAUCGAGAAGAGAGGCCAAGAAGAACAGCGUGUGGCGUAUCAAGGUGGUUUUAGCGAAGCGCCAAAGGAAGGAUCCGACGACGAUGCGAAUAGCAUAUACCGAGCGAGAUCCAGGUCACGAAGCGGCACGCACACGCCGAUGACAGCUCCCGGGUCUCCCAAAUUGGCACCGACUAGGACAAACACUACGGGCAAUGAUUUGACAGAUGCCGAGCUGUCUGUUGCGAAUGCCAACCUCAUGGCUAGGAUAGCACCGUUCAUGACUACACCUCUAGUCCAGCUGCCCAUCACUGUCUUCUUCUACAACGACGAGAAAUCGGCGUCACGGACUGUGCAGACUAACGACGCGGGCCACUUCAUCCUCCGCGCCGCUUUGGAAUUUGUCCCUACGCACGUCCGCGUCCUCGCUAACGAGGACUUGUCGGCGACCCAGGAAGUCAAGAUCAUCGAACCGAAGGGUGUCAGCUUGAUCAGUGACAUUGACGACACGAUUAAGCGCUCCAACAUUUCGGGUGGCGCAAAGGAGAUAUUCCGCAAUACUUUUGUCCGCGAGCUCAAGGACUUGACGGUGGAAGGUGUUCGGGAAUGGUACAACGAGUUACACUCAAUGGGGGUCAGCCUGCACUACUGUUCGAACAGCCCCUGGCAACUGUUCCCGGUGCUGGCCAGUUACUUCAUGAUAGCCGGCUUGCCGCCUGGAUCGCUUCAUCUGAAGCAAUACAGUGGCAUGCUUCAGGGUAUCUUUGAGCCAGUUGCGGAGAGGAAGAAGAGUACCCUAACCAGGCUCAUGCACGACUUCCCCGAACGCAGGUUUCUCCUAGUUGGUGACAGCGGAGAGGCAGAUCUGGAAGUCUACACAGAGCUUGUGGAAGCCCACCCAGGACGCAUCAUCGCCAUCUUUAUCCGCGAUGUCACAACGCCGGAGCAAGCCGGGUACUUUGAUACAUCUUUCGAGAGCAGCAGCGCACGUCAGAGGGGCUCAAUAUCAAAGGCCACGGACCACAGUGAUGCUCCAACAAAUCGUCCGGGGCUUCCUCCACGCGGCGAGGCAAAGACGGUCGGGCCUGUCAUGGGCGAUCUGAUCGACUUUUCCGACGAACCUGAAGAGACCACGCUGAACGACGCCGCUGCCCUAGCCCAGAUCCAGGCCAGACCGAAGCCGCAUUCAAGCACCACCGAUACCCCCAUUAGCCGAAAGCCCCCUCCACCACGACCUAACAAGCCUGCUGCGCUGCGCGGCGCUCCGUCUGAUACCAAUGUGCCCACAAUCAAGGUCAACAGCAUGGGUGCUACGCCUCCCCCGAUGCCGAGCGGUCGCAAGCCGUCUACGGACCGGAGCAAUCCUCAUCCUCUAUCGCAAAUGCACAAUUCAUCGCAGCAGACAAUCGGAAGUAACAGGAGCCUACCGAGCACGGCCAAGAUACCAGCCUCUACGUCACAAAACGACACGAGUAAGACGAGCAAAGUUGCACCGGCGCCUCCACCGCCUCGGCGUGUGGGGACCGUCUCCAGCUCCCGUAGUCUGAGCCCUCGGAGCCUCGGCAGCCGGCGGAGACUAUCGGCCAACGGAGACGUCGACUUCGAAGCGCUGCCACCGCCCUCCGCGGGUUCCCGGCCACAGCAGGUUCAGCCGCCGCCAUUUGUGAGGGCGCAGACGGCCAGUCUUAGGUCCGGAUCCACAUCUCCGACGUACGGCAGUCCAAACCUGGGGCCGACGGCAGCAGCACCAAAUAGGAAGCACGAGCUGUGGAUGCGUCGGCUGCAGCGGGCCCAGGAGAUUUUGGAGUCGCAUGGUGUGGCGCUGUAUACCUGGCGAAGGGGCGACGACGUAGUGGCCGAAGCUGUGGGGAUGGUGAAAGAGGAGCUGAAGAGGGUUGGCCUCAACGGGGAGAAGGAUGCGAAGACGGAAGGGAAGAGGUUUGAGAGGCAGAUUCGGAGGGAGCAGUCACAGCAACAGCAGCAUCAGCAACAACGGCCUCAACAGCAGAGCGGGUAUCAGCAAGGGUCAUAUCAACAAAGGAGGUGA
This is a messenger RNA of Colletotrichum lupini, 6084 nucleotides long. RefSeq lists its product as uncharacterized. The transcript has 6 exons. The coding region runs from base 1 to 6084 and encodes 2027 amino acids. Gene Ontology annotation, molecular function: nucleic acid binding; ATP binding; RNA helicase activity. Lineage: Eukaryota; Fungi; Ascomycota; Sordariomycetes; Glomerellales; Glomerellaceae. Gene Ontology annotation, cellular component: actin cortical patch. The record is from RefSeq and is a predicted model, not a curated record.